CCCAUCCAUCUAUCCAUGCACCUAAGACUGUAAGAGCCGGGCUGCACUCCACAGUAACCUCAAGUGACCCCCACGACACUUCCUUUCAUCGACUACACACAACCGGCUGUAGAGACAGAUGGUGCAAUAAGAAGAACAUAAUAAUAAAAACAAAAAGAUGGUUCUUGAAGUGGUGAAGGAACAGAGGAAGGAUGGCACUGCGACCUCCGGACAACAGUUUUCGGCUGUGACCAUUGACAAGAUCCCAGACAAACUUCUUCUCAAAGUCUUUUCCUUCCUCAAACAUUCGGAACUUGGCAGAGUUGCUCAGGUGUGCAGGAAAUGGCGACUGCUGGCAUACGACAGUCGCCUGUGGAAGUGCGUGUCUCUCCGAGCGGACUACUCAGGACUUCACAUCAGUCACCUGGACACUCUCCUCGGACUGAUCAGUCUGCGGUUUGGGGCAACCCUGCAGUACAUAGAGCUUCCAUCAGAGAUUAUCACGGCUCCCGUCCUGCACGAGCUGGCCAACAAGUGUCCAGCCCUUCGCUGCAUGACUCUCGAUUUUUCCAAUGCUAUGCAGCUUCAUGACUUCAAUGACUUGAAUGCCUUCCCGUGCAACCUGCGCAGUCUGUGCAUAUGUCUGUCAGAGGUGAUUUUCUUGGAAGGCUUCAUGAGGAGAAUCUACAGCUGUUUGUCAUCAAUUGAAGUUCUCCAUCUAAUUGGUACGUUUGAGCUGUCGAGCGAGUCGGAAGAAGACAAUUACGAAGUGAUCAACAUCGGGAAGAUCAAGGCUCACACUCCGAACCUGAAGGUGGUCAACCUGUACGGGAUCUGUUUCCUUGACGACUCGCACAUAGAGCUGCUGUGUUCUAACUGCAUCCAUAUUGAAUGUCUGGCCCUCAACUUCUGUCUCGGGGUGCGUGGCUCGUCCUUCCAGACCCUCAUACAGAGGUGCAAGAAACUGAAAACUCUGCUCCUACAACACACAGGUCUGGAGGAGAAGCACAUGCAGAGUGUGGCGUGGGAGACGUCAUCAGUGCAGGAGCUGGACCUGACCUCCACGGAACUCUCCGAGCAGUGUCUGGAGAAUGUGCUCACCCGCAUGCCGGGAUUCACCUACCUCGGGCUGGGCUACUGCGAGUUCUUCUCCGACAAGGUUUUGGAGAAGCUAGUUGAGAAGGGCAAACUGAAUCGCCUGUCAUCUCUGGACAUCAGCUACACCCACGCCCUUUCUGAGAAUGCCACACUCCAGUUCCUCCACACCCAUGGCCACAACCUGCAGGGCCUGAUGCUUGUCGGGAAACCCAAGCUGACGGAAAACUUCUGGCUCAUGGUCAUUCAUCACAUGAAGAACCUCAGAAUCUGUGGACUCGGUACAGCUAAUGGCUGGUUUCUACGUAUGCAGAGUCGUGUGCACCUGGACCAAGUCAUAGAAACAUUUGCUCAAAACUGCUGCAAGUUGGAGCGACUGGAGAUCCAGUGGGACCCCGACUCAAUCCGGUUCAGUGACAAGAGCAGCAAGUUCAUCGAUCAUCUCAGGUUAAAGUGUCCCCGUUUGAAGUCAUUUACACUGAGCGAUGGGGAGUAUUAUGAGAUGGUGAAGUCAAACUUUGAGCGAGCUGACCGAACUAAAGUCGUGCGCACCACCACCAACUACCAGACCAGUCUCGUCAGUCUCCUGCACUGCUACAGUGACCUUCUCUUCAACUAAUACCAAGUUGGCACACUGUAAAAUACAACACUGUCAAAAAACACUAAAAUUGCCCCCCCCCCCCCCAACUAGAACCAAGUUGGCACACUGUCAACCCCCCAACCCCCCAAAAAUCCAAAAACCAAAAACAUGCAGUUUAUACUUCCCACCAAACUGUUAAUAUAAGCGUCUGAGUUGUGAAGUCAUUUUGAGCCUUACAAAUCUCAUGGGUACCACCACAGAUUUUUGAUAUAUGCGUUUGUUUAUGGCUGCAAUGAAGAAGACACAUUGCCAAAAGGAGGUUUGUUUACAGCCCCUGGAUCCAUCCUGAUAUUUGAGUUGCACGGAUGUACCUUAGAUUGUCAUAACUGGAUGCAGUAAAACAAAUGGAAGGUUAAUGCUACAGUAAUAUACUCGUAGUAUCUUCUUCAGUUAGACAAAAAAGGAGAAAGUUUUGUAAUAAAAAAGGAAGGAAAUGUUUUAUUUAACGACGCACUCAACACAUUUAUUACGGUUAUAUGGCGUCAGACAUAUGGUUAAGGACCACAUAGGUAUUAAG
Gigantopelta aegis is the source of this 2231-nucleotide messenger RNA. Its product is annotated as F-box/LRR-repeat protein fbxl-1-like. Bases 158 to 1693 code for a protein of 511 amino acids. Gene Ontology annotation, biological process: SCF-dependent proteasomal ubiquitin-dependent protein catabolic process; positive regulation of protein ubiquitination. The record is from RefSeq and is a predicted model, not a curated record. Gene Ontology annotation, molecular function: protein binding. NCBI's taxonomy places the organism in Eukaryota, Metazoa, Mollusca, Gastropoda, Neomphalida, Peltospiridae. Gene Ontology annotation, cellular component: SCF ubiquitin ligase complex. The transcript has 7 exons.